This is a messenger RNA of Numida meleagris (helmeted guineafowl), 6174 nucleotides long. RefSeq names its product sushi domain containing 6 (gene SUSD6). The record is from RefSeq and is a predicted model, not a curated record. Lineage: Eukaryota; Metazoa; Chordata; Aves; Galliformes; Numididae. The transcript has 9 exons. The coding region runs from base 331 to 1266 and encodes 311 amino acids.
AGACUUGGGUUCCUGUUACAUCACUUCUCCUUCUUGUCAGAGUGCUUGUUUGCGUCGUGCCUACCCACUUCCUUGCCACCUGAACACGUCUCUCGCUUGUUCUGCUUUUGUGGGAAAACAGAUGUGAGCUGCCGGCCUUUGUCAGGUGUGCAAAUCAACCUGCUGUCGCUGAAUCAUCACUUCUGUCUUACUAACGACGACUGUUGUAUGCAAGCUUCUGCCAACACCAGGGGGCUGUAAGAGCACAGAUCCAGUGUAUCAGAUUGAGGUGCUCCUAAUCAACCAGAUCUUUCAGGAAUUUUUUUUAGAAGAAACCUUGGUGGGUAAAAGAUGUGCCAUGGAAUGGUAGCACCAAAGAGCAACACAGGAUCAUCUCUUGCCUUGACUAGCCAUGGGUUGUUUCUUCUGCUAGUUAUCUUUGGUACCUUUAUUUUGGAAGCACAGGCCACAGGUUGGCUCAGCAAAUCCAAAGGACCUGCAUAUUGUCCCCAGCCACCGCAGCCCGAGAAUGGAGGCUACAAAUGCCACCCUAGUCCCUGCAACGACCCUCUGACUUCGGGCAGUGUCAUAGAAUAUCUAUGUGUUGAAGGCUACAUGCUGAAAGGAGACUAUAAAUACCUGACCUGUAAGAAUGGAGAGUGGAACCCUGCCAUGGAAGUUAGCUGCAGACUCAGUCCGGAAAAGGACUCCCCGCCAGCAAUUGGAGUACCCACGCUAUCCAUAGUAGCCUCCACAGCGAGCUCUGUCGCUCUGAUUCUUCUCUUAGUUGUGCUGUUUGUUUUGUUGCAGCCAAAGCUGAAGUCAUUCCAUCACAGCAGGCGAGACCAAGGUGUGUCCGGAGAUCAGGUCUCUAUCAUGGUGGAUGGUGUCCAAGUGGCCUUGCCAUCCUAUGAAGAAGCAGUGUAUGGCAGCACAGGGAACUGCAUUCCACCCUCGGACUCCCGGGUGCAAAUCGUACUGUCAGAGGGAGCUGGGCAGAAUGGAGCCAGAGAGAUGCAGCAGCAGGACCAAGAGGUUCGCAGUAGCCUUGAUAGAGAAGAUGAAGCCCCCGGACACUCUGGACUGUGUGAAGCCAGUGGCUCUCAGCGCUCUGAAACUGUUCUUGUGCAUCAGGCUGCUACCUCUUCAUGGGUAGCUGGUAUGGCUAACAGUAGACCUGUACAAAAAGAAGUCCAAGAUUCAGAAAGCAGUGACAUACAGAGCCUUUUAUCACUCACUUCCUCUGAGGAAUACACAGAUGAUAUUCCCUUACUGAAGGAAGCAUGAGGCCUGCUGUACUUGUCUAGCGUUCUCGCUCUUGGAUUUCUUCCUCCUCCCCUCCCUGCCUUCAGGACAGAAGCACUCUGUGCAGCCUUCCCCGUCCUCGCGAGCUGUGCCCUGGAUACCUCCAAGCAGAGACGCCCUCAGCUGAAGAUCCAAAGGAUGUUGCCAGGUUGCCUCCUGGAUGCACCAGUGGGGCUGGUGCAGCGCUGGCUUCCCCAUUCCAUAUGCAUCAGGGGCUCAAGGAACGCAGUGGAUUUGAGCUCUCCUCUCCUUUUCCCCAGCCAGAUGUUUGACAGCAGUCUCUGAAGAGCUGCUCUUUUCUUGUGCCUUUCUCCUCCUCACACCGGCUUGUUGCAGCUUGGCAGCCUCUCUAGCCCUUCUGUUGCCCAGAGAGCAGGGGCUGAAACCACUUGCUCUCUGGGUGCAGACAGUUUAUAUAUACAUAUAUGUUAUAUAGGCUCUUCUUCCAGCAUCCUCUUUUAUAACAGGGCAGGACAAAUUGCCUCACUGGGACUGACACUAGCCUUGAAAGGGGCAGCUUGUAAUAUCUAGGAAUGCCUCAAAUGAGAUGGACUGUGAGGCAGCUUAACUGUGCAAUAACAGUUGAGAAUUGCUAGAGCACUGAAGGCUGAGAAGUCCAAAACAUAGGAAUGCCCCCUGCCCCCUUCUCAAAACAGACCUUUACGAGAGUCAACUCCUGAAAAAUCACUUUUGUCUCCUCCUUCCUUUACUACCGGUGCAGCCCACUUGGUUAUGCUGUGUUUCUGGAGGCUGUGACUGGGACUGUAGUGUUGAUGAAACCACUCUUUUUCUCUUUGGUCUGGUGCCAGAGCAGCUUCUAAUGUUAGAUUGUGGGAGAGCCUUGAAGAGUGGCCAGUGGGAAGUGUGCAGAAAGCUUGGAGGCUCUGACUUUCUGUGAAUCAAUAGCAUUUGCUUUUAGACAUCGGGACUGGAACCAAAUUUGUGGCCCUGCUCUUCUGAAUAAACUGUGUGUCUUACAGAGCUUUCCCAGUGAAGGUGGUUCUGCACUAAUGCUUAAGUUCCUUUGGUCAGAUCUUCAGGCAGAGGUAAUGCUUUCAGAUGUAAUCUGGAAGCAGUUCAUGUGUUUGAAAUUGUCAAGAACAACUUACACGUAGGUGGUCAAUGCUUAGCGCCAUCGGUGCAAUCCCAAAUUAUCUUCCCAGCUGCAGUAGGUAUUUUGCUACUUGAGCCCUUGAUACCACCUAAGAGGCUACAGUCUAGCAAGAGUCUGCUGUUGUGUCCUCAGUGGGCUCACAGGGAAGGGCUUCUUCAUUUUGGCUUGGGGUCAACAGCACUUACAAGGUCUCUUCUAAAUACAACACAGGUUGCCUGUUGCUGCAAGAGAAGGUUGACUGCACUGACCAGAGGAUGCCAUGGCUUAAUCUUGGACGUAAAUUGUGAAGAUCGCUUUAAGUUCUGGUAGCAGAGAAAAGAAAAUCCAAAAAUGUGUACUUCUACUCCCUACAGUUACCUACAGCAGGUCAGAAUAUCUUGGUUGCUGUUAAUGGGAUUUCAUUUUUGCAGCAAACCAGCUUCAUUUGGGGUAGGUGAUCCAGUCACAGAAGUGUGGUAGUUGUAGGACUCUUUAGAGGGGUGGUCUGGAAACUGGGUUCCAUGGAACUGGCUUUAUCAGGAAGAGUUGGCUUCUUAAAUGCAGGUAUGUUGUCAUAACCAUCUUGAAGUAUCCAGGAGAGUGUUUGCCUUUUGAGAAGUUGCUAGAUUUUCCUUUGAGUUGAAGGAGCAAAAUGGCCAUGGCCUUACAUGUCAUGUGGCAAUGAACAGAUAAAUAGGGGUGCUCUUUGCCGCUUUGCUUUUGUUUUAUGAUCCUUACUAUCCUCAUCCUUGUUGCUCCAAGAACGUACUACUGUCAGAGCACUUAGUAAAAGUGACGUAACACCUUAAAAAUAAAAUAAUAAUCGCUGUGGCUUAACUCUGGUUCCUGGAAAUGGGGCUUGGCUGUAGCGUCCGGCCCUGCACCUGCUGUUUCUGGUUAGCUGCUUAAUCCUAGAGCAGCUGGGACAGUGCGUGCCUGUGGAUGGAAGAAUCAUAUUUUCCUCAUCCCUGUUCAGAGGGAUAUUAAUAAUUUAAGAAUACAGCAUUUUAAGUUUCCUUCUCUGUUGCUCACGUUAUCUUUCAUUAACACGAGGACUUGAUAAAUCCAGUUUGGAUGGUUUGGGUAUUUUUUGUUCAGUUGAGAUUAUGAAGAUCCCAUGUUGUUUUACAAUGGGCUGUUUUGUUUCAAAUUCAAGGACUGCAGAGUGAUAAUGUUUACACACCUGUUAUUGGAAUUUUAGAAAAUAAGAGUGGAAAUGUUCACAUUUAGUUUUCAACUUCUACCUUAAAAAUUAAAAUUGUCUCUUUCACUGGUUUUGUCAGGGCAUGUGGAGAGACUGAGCAACUGCAAGGCUGAGAGGGAGAAUAUGUGACUCUUCUGCUACCUAACCAGCUUGGAGCAGGAGUUGCUCUUAGAUUCUCAAGUACCUUCCUACUCAAGCCUGAGCAGUCAGGGAGGAGAGGUUAGGUGUGUGCUGUCUUCCUGCAAGGAGCAGUCCUUUUGGCUCAGAACCGGGUUGGUGAAAGAACGCCUUGAUGAAGCUGGAAGCUGAUGCCAAGGCUGACCUUGCCCUGGAUGAGUGCCUGCUCAGCUAGCAGAAAGCACGUACUGUGUGGUCCUGCCUCUGCUCUCUGCUGUUGUAAAGUAAGCAGCUGCCAGCUUAGGAGAGAAAAAUUCCAUUUGGGUGGGAAGAGAAGGAAGCUGUGCAGAAGAGGGAGCGCUUUCAUUUUGUUUUACUUAAGAAAUUAUGGAAAACGGCUUUAGUAAUUGGGGAAAACAUGCAAGCGUAGGUCUUGUGAUCAGCCACUAACAGUCAGCCUCUGUUGGGCUGCAUGGAGAUGAAGCAGGAGCUCCCAGGGUGCUUUACAUUUUCAUGUAAAAGAGGGUAGAAUGGUUGGGGGAGGAACCUAAGCAGCAACUGCCUGACAACUUUUUCCAAAGGGGAGAGGGAUUAAGAACUCAUUUCAUUUACUGAUCAGUGAGAGAUUGUUACUUGUGUUUGUUCUUAUUCUGUGGAGGAUUAGGAAGUCCUUGGGACAGAGGUUUAGGGUGAUUGACUAAAUUGUAGAAUCCUGUCUUCGCUUCUGAGAGCAAGGGCUGACAUAUAAGGAUCCCUCAGCCUGAGUCCUGCUCUCACAGGGUGCUGGUUGCCUCUGAGAGAGUCCUGGGGCUUGCUGUCACAGGGAGGUCUCCAUGUGGUGAUGGGGAGUGCAGGGGCUCAGCCUGAUAAGAUGCAACGUGGUGGGUGACUUGCUUUGGUUUCUUUUCCACCUUUUUUUCCCACCUACACCUGACAAAAAGAAUUCAAAGGGAAGCAUGUUUCUUAUUUAAUGCCCCCGACAUAAUCGUCUCACGUUGUGCCAUUUAUGCUUGGCCCCAUGAAAACCAAGAACGUUAAAAUCAAUUACAUUGGAAGAAUAAAAAUAGCACUUUUUUUUGUAAAUUAUUUUGGGGUCCAGUAUUAAAAAAAAAAAUAAAGGGCAUGUCAGAAAUUCAAAGUACUAUGUGCAAUAGAAAAAUGGGAACAAUUGCAAGGAGUGGAGUUACGAGGGAGCAGCAGGCUCAGCCACUGGAAGUAACCGUGCAUUGGUUAAGUGAUGUGCAGUGCAGGAUAGGGAACACAGGAAGGGAUUGGGGUGGGUGAGGAAUAGCUGUGGCCACAAAGAACUAUGCUGCAGGCUAACAAUACCCAAUGCCUUCAUGACCAGGUUCUAAGGGAGUUGUGCUUUGUCUGGGUUUAGCAAGCCCCCAGCCUUGCUGGAUAAAAGUAUUAAUGUACAACUAGUAGGACACUGAGAUCUCCUUGCUGACCUUCUUAGAACAGGCUUGCAAAGCCUGGUUUUCAUGUUCUGAUAGCAGUUGUUCUACAAAAUCUGCCUUCUUAUUCUCUCCAGACACCAGAUUAAAUCAAUUUCACUUUCUAGUUUCUGUGUAUAAAUGCAGUAAACCCCAUCUGUUUUCCACGUUGGCCUCACCCCAGCCUCAGCCUUCAGCCCUUCCCAGGGAACUGCACAUUGAACUUGUUCUUUGUGAAAACCUUUCUUUGCGGAAGAACUUUAUUUAAAAACAUUUCUUCUCUAUGAAAUGCUUUGAAAGUGCAUGGAGGUUUCCUACAGCGGGUUUCAUUUUAAGGCAUAUUUUUAUACAGGAGAUAAGCACUCCUCCAGUCCUUCACCCCUUCCCCCUGCCCUCCCGGCCAGGACAGAGCGAGGUGUUUCCCACACAGGGCCCUGCAUUCAGCACUGCUUCAGGCGGGUCGCUGCAGGUUCCCUACACAUCUGUGCCCACCAGAGCGGGCUCCUGAUGCUUUUGUAUUUCCUUUCAUAGGCUUUGCUUUUGCUUCCAUCCUGGGGUAGGCACGGACAGAGGCAACGGACUUGUGCUGGAAAAUGUUUCAGUUCUGAUUCUCGACUUCUUUUUCCACUCAAAAAGAACACGAAGCUGCGUUGCCUAUGAAGCAGCUGUGCUGUGGUGUGGUGGGCGGACUGCUGGUAGCUGCUGGUGCGAAUGCAAGGGGAGCUUGGUUGCCUUUGGUGCAUUAAUCUUUUCUUCUUUUCCUAUACAUGUUUGUUAUUUUUUUUAAAUCUGAAUUGCACCACUAUGGAAUUAUUUGCAGAAUGGUACUCCAUAUGUAUGUGGGAUUAAAAACAAGACCAUAAUUGAUGCUGUGCAGGAUGUCACUCGAUAAGUUCUAUUUUGCUUUAUUUUAUAUAUAUUUUCUGGUAUCCUGUACAUUGCAGUGGGUGUGAAGAUAGUAUUUUAAUAUUUGUACAAAGUUUAAUUUAAUUGUUCUAUGUAUAUAACUGCAUUUCUAAAUUAAAAAAAAAUGUUCUUUU